Hermetia illucens (black soldier fly) is the source of this 6500-nucleotide messenger RNA. RefSeq lists its product as uncharacterized. The record is from RefSeq and is a predicted model, not a curated record. Gene Ontology annotation, biological process: intracellular transport. Lineage: Eukaryota; Metazoa; Arthropoda; Insecta; Diptera; Stratiomyidae. Gene Ontology annotation, cellular component: trans-Golgi network membrane; AP-1 adaptor complex. Bases 543 to 4859 code for a protein of 1438 amino acids. The transcript has 6 exons. Gene Ontology annotation, molecular function: clathrin binding.
CGACUAUGUGUCAUUGUUUUUUGUCAAUCGCGGACAGGUGUCAAGAGAAAUUUUUUGCAGGUGAAAAUUCAACAAUUCGACUAAGCAGAAUUUGUGCAAAAUUACUUUCUAUCGAUUGUCAUCGGGUCCUCGUAACGAAUCGAAUCCCAUCGCCUGCACUUCCGGGCGUAUUUCGUGCUAUUCUGCCGCCCACACACCGGAAUUUUGAAGAGAACUAUUGAUCGGGUCGUAUGUGAAGUACUCCCUAAGAAAGUCACAGCUGUCGCCCGCAGUACGCAAAAAACUAGUAAAUGGCCUUCGGCAGCUGGAAGGGGUUUCGUGCGCAGAAAACAUCACAAAUCGUUACGUGGAACUUUAAAGUCUCGAAGCAUUGCGAAAUUUACCUGUGAUUUGAAGAAAGAAAAGUAAAUAGCUUCGCGACAAUUAGCUGAGCGCUGCCGACAUUUUAUCGCGUGCAAAAUUGGAAAAGUAAUUUUCACACGACAGACGAAAUUGUGGAUUGUAAAACACUCGUCCAGGCUUCUGGAAUUAUUCUUGUAAUCAUGUCGAACACAAUUCCGCCUCUUUUGUGCAGCACCCCGCCACCAAUCGACUUCGACGACGGCGGAGGUAGCAACGAAAAUGACGAUUUCGAAGCAUUUGAGUCAGCCGAUGGCGAGUAUGGUCAAUUCGACGGGCCAUCUGAAUCAAACACACCACAACAUUCACUUGAUAAAUUUCACAAGGAACUAGAAAUACCGAUACCGAGUUUCUCGCCAUUUCCGAUAAAUACACCGAUUGAUAUAGCAAAGCAAGAAAAGGCAGAAAAUAUCACAGAUGAUCCUGGUGGUUCGAAACUGAAAGAAAAAGACGAUAAUCCAAAUCCUAGUAUACCGAAAAGGGAUUCGGCUUCCCAACCUUAUGAAUCCAAUAUCCAACAAAACUAUAAGGCAAAUUCAUCGAAAGACCCCAUAGAAUUUAUUAUGAAUGAGCCACCCCCUAUCGAUAUUGGAUAUAGUAGUGAAUCACAAUCACCAAAGAAUUCGCGGGGCGACAGUCCACUUUCACUUGAAUUUAGCCCGGGAAAUUUAUCCGAUGACGAUGAUAGUAUAGAGUUUCAAAUUGUAAAUGAGUCCCGUUAUGAUGACAAUACGUCGUUGCCGUCCUUGAAAUUCGACGCGAUAAACAUAUCGAAAAGCGCCACUCCUAUUCCAGAAGAUAAACCAAAAGUGACGAAAAGUCCUGUUUUUGAUGAAAUGCCACCCUUUGACAAGGACGAUCAUUCAAAUAUAAGUGCCUUCGAAUCGAAAGAAUCAAUCACUCUCACAGAAGAAUCAAGCGAAUUUGGCCAAGGUGGCGAUUGUAAAAGAGACUGUAAUGAGGAACAGAGGCAUUGCCGGGGAGAAUCAAAGGGUAGUAUAGAAAAUUUUCCAAAUCCCAAACCGCCAGAAGAUAACACUUCAAAAGCGGAGGUGGCGACUUCGGAGGAUCGAAUAACAGAUGCGAUAAAUUCUUCCGCCCAGAGAGAGGAAUCGACUUCAGUAAUUGCCUUAAACCCGAAUGAUAAUAUAGGUUCGCAUUCUGAACCGGAUCCAGAAGGAAAAUAUUGUGAAUUACUCCCAAGCAACGAUAUAACAAAUGAUAUUUCUACCUUGGAAAGAAACAAAACUGUUGAACUGAAACCUGCCGAAGUGAGUAGAACCGAGACAUCUGCCAAAAGCAACAGGGAAGAAACCGUUUUUGAAGCUGAUUUCAGUCAGGCUCACUUACCACCAUUAGAAUCCAAUUUUGCAAGCUAUACAAAAGAAACUGAUAUACCGAGAACUGAUACCCUUGAGACGAAUGACGAACAAAAUGAUUUUGAUGACGAUUUUGAAGAAUUUCAAGAUUUUACGACAGCCAAAGAUACCAAAAUAGAAAGUGGGAAACAAAAUAUCGAAGAAAAAAUUGUAGUAGCAGAGGAGGACGAUGAUUUUGGAGACUUCAACGAUUUUCAAGAGAGCGGCGGCACCAGUGGUGCGGUUCCACAAACUCCACCGAUAAAUCCAGAAAAGAUCAAUGAUAAGUUAAAAAACGUGUUAGAGGCAAUGUUUCCUGUAAGCGACAUAUUGUCUGCCAACUUAGGAAGCGAUAUUAGCACCUUCCCUAAAAUUUCGGACAAUGACCUGACAACUAAUCUUCGGGAAAUUGAUUCAGCAAAGGCUCUCGAAUACCAGUGGUUGCGAUCGAACGUUAAGAAUUCUUUGGUAAAAUCGUUGGGAAUCGAUUCACGGAAUAUUCUGUAUGGUGAAAAAUGGAACAAUUCUAUGCCGCGAUUCGCUGCAAAUCUCGGAUUUGGCCCUUUGGAACCACUCAAACCAACGAAAUUUACUCCGGACACUUCCUCAUCGAGAAACUCGAAAGCAACUUCAUCUGGUUCAUCGGAAAAGCCAUCGAUGAGUACAAAUGAUGUUCCAGCGGUUAAAUUUGAUUGGAAUAGUUCGGGUCUGGUUAAUCCGUUGGAUGCAUCACAUGCACACACUUUACUAUUGGAUCUAGACCAACUAGUGGUGGUGGCUAAUCUAGAUAAAAUAAAACUUGAUUCCUCCUCUCCAUGUUCAUCUGCUUCGUUAACAUGUACGACAACUACUGCUACUCCUACUAUUGCUCUUUCGUCUGGUGAUAAUAUUGCUACUACUUAUAAUUGUGUGCGUAAAUCAAAUUUAACGACAACGGAUAAUCAUGAAAAUGCUCAUGCGGAUGACAAAUACUUUGAUGUAAUAUGUCUUGAUCAUGAACGAAACUCGGCCUUUGACUUCGGUGGGGGUGACUCUAAUGCUUGGAAUAAUAACAACCAUAAUAUGAACAACACGGCAAUGGAUAACAUGAAAACAUUAAAAUCUGCUAUUGCUACAAAUAACAUUCACUUUAUAAACGUUAACUCUGUAUCUAAAACUGCUCAUAUUGGAUCCGUAAACAAAUCGCAUAAUGAUAUGUUCGACCAAUAUUUGGAUUGUAGGGUUAAAGAGAUCCUACACGAAGGAAAAACUGAAACGAUUUACCCGACGAAGCCUAACAACACUAAUGAGCCCAGUCACAUCACACCGCCCGAAAAAAAUACAACCACAAUCGAACAAACGACCACCGACAGCAACUCAUGUUUAUCAGACGUCAACAAUGAUCUGAAAAAUCUAGAAGACAUUGCUGAUCGCGUUAUGAUCGCGACAAACAAGGAAAGCUUGAAAUCAGACGAAGAUUUUACUAAAUCGCCGCCGACAUUACUGACAACUUCGAAACUGAUUCCUUUGAAGGAAACUCAUAUCUUUACACCUAGCAAAUCAGAAGGUACUAUUUCUCGAAGCGUAAACAAAAGCAAUGAUAAGGGUCCAAUUGAUUUUGACUAUGAAAUAGCGGCAGCCGGUAUCGUUAUAAACGAACAAGUAGUGAAAAAAGAAUAUAGAGAUAUUGUUUACAAUCCAGACGCACAAACUAAAGAUUCGUUGGAAGGAUUCUCAGCUGAAAUUAGCCAAGGUAACAAUGGAGUAGACCAAAACGUUCCCGUUGUCGACCCGAAUAAAUGCUCCCGACAAAAAUUAAGUGGUCCCGAUCUUCUAAGUGGGCCAAUUUUAAAUAUAUUGGAAAAGAAGGCAGACCCCAUAACAGAAGCGAAAUGUGAUUUAGCUGAUGAGUUCACCGAUUUUCAACAAAGUAUAUCCGUUUCAGAGAAACAACAGCCCCCCACUUUCCUACCUGCUCAAGGGAUCAUAGAAACGAACUCAAGGGUACCGGAAAAAGAUUCGACUGCAAACGAGAAGCAUGUUAAGGCUACCUUUGACGAUGAAUUUUCUGAUUUUCAAUCAAUGCCACCACCAGAACCCAGCCAACUAAAAUCCAUGUCAGAGAAACCCAAAAGUCGCACUCAAACUCCGAUCCUGAACGAUGAAAUGAUUUUAAGUCCCGCCGUCCUCCUACCACAAGCUAUUCAGCUUAAAAGUUCUGAACCAAAAAUCAACUGGCCUAGCGAUUCAGAGAUAAAUCCGGAAGAAUUAGCAAGGCUUGAACAACUUUUCCCACAGGCAAAGCAAGUAACAGCGCAAACAGUUGUUCUGAAUAAAACUUCAGAUGUAGCAAGCGCAAAUUCAUCUCCUAAGAAGGAGCAGAAAGAUGAAGAUGAUUGGUCGGACUUCGUUUCAGUUCAACCAGAUGUAAAUAGUGCAAACGUAAGAUUGCAAAAUCCCUCCACCCAGACGUCCAUCCCACUAAGUACAAUAUCCAAAACUUACGACGACGAUGACUGGUCAGACUUUGUGUCAGGCACACCAGCUUCCACGGCAAACUCAAGCAAUUAUCCACAAAUCAACAGACAACAAUGGAAUUCAACUCAAUUGCCACCACCACAAUUCAUGGCGUGGAAUCAACCUAGUGUGUAUAAUAACUUGCCGCCACUGACAUCACAAGGAGGAUUCUCCUCAGCUCAGCCAGCAACAUCACAUAUGAAUUUUCAACCGCAAUUCAACAAUCCAACAACAGUGCCAACAAUGUCUGCAAAAAAUGUAUAUCAACCAAAUAUCCAUAAUAGUAACACCAACUUUCUAACGAACGGCCAUUUAAAUCACACUGGCGUCAGUCAAUUACCACAGCAACAUCAACAACAUGAUCUUAAAUUUAGCCAGCAAAAUCACUUACAAUACCAAGGACAGCCGUCAUUCUCAAAUCAACAACAAAUCCGGCAGCCACCGCUACAACAACAACAUAUUAGUCCUAAUUUGAACACAAACAUUAAUGUACUUAGAAGUCAAUUAAAUAUGGCACCAAGCAUAUCGUUACUUCCCGACCUAAGUUUCGCGGCUCCAAAAUCUCUUGUGAAUUUGACAAGAACAAACGCUAGUAACAAAAAAUGAUUAAUAAUGUAUGACCAAGUUGGCGAAUUUUACAAUGGUGAUAUCAUUUCCUAACACUUACUCCCAAUUAAUUUGUCUGGUGAUUUAGAUGGGAAGUCUGUUUGUCUGGCUGCAUAACUGGCCGGUGUUUUUGGUUUCUUUCCCAGAGAGUAUAAAAUUCAUCCGUCCUUCCAUGCUUUCCAAAGCCUUUGUCAACAAUUAAAUUUGGCGACAGGCAGAUAAACAGUUAUUACUCCUGUUGCAACGCUCAAUCGACGCAGAUCUGACAAUCUUAGCCAAUUCUAGAUGUAUAUAUUUUCUUCAAGUGGUUGAAAUAUUCUUUGCCAAAUCUUGUGGUGGCGAAAAAAAUGCAAAGGAACAGUCCAAAUUUCUCAAUUCGCAUAAUUGAUACCGGCAUUAAAAAUUUAUCUGAAGAAAUUCGGUCCAUUCACUGGGUACUCAAAUUUUUUACUUGAAACAAUGGAAUUAGAGACGUUAAUAUUCACUCUCACCACAUCGAGAAUUCAGUAAUGCAGCUAGACUUCAAUUGAAUUCGAGGAGCUAAGGCAGCGAGGUCAUACAGAGCAUGUUUUAUUAAUGGAAAAAAAGUAAUUUAUUAUCAUAUAAUAUAUGAUCUAAGAAGUACCUACUUAAUCGUUUCUUCGUUAUGAAAGAUUGAAGCGUUUGUAUUAUUUUGCUUAUCCUCAAAAGCGUUUCUGUGGAAGAACAAUAAUAAGAGAAAUUGAAUCUGAGUUACUUUAAUCCAUCAGCUGUAGAUUUAAGCCCUUACUGCUGGGUCAUAAAAUAAUGGUAAAGAAAUCUCUCACAACCAUUUGACGCUUCAUCCAUUUUCACUUAAAACUGAGUGAGAAUGUAUCAAUGACAAGCAGUAUGAGGAAAGUCUAGUUUUUGGAGGAAUAACUGAUCAUUUGGCUCCAACUUCCACAGUAUUCAGCAGUAAAUAUUUUGGUCUCUAUGUUGUCAUCAUUUCCACAGUAUUCAAUAUAUAAAAAUAAUGCAUAUAAAAAAGAAUGUGCCAAUAUAUUACAUUUAUCCAGAUUAGUUCUGAUCAUUGCAACUGCUUUCAAGCCACUUUUUGUAGGUGGACUCUAAUCUCUCUCCCCUAUAUAUGAUUUUAUACUUUAUUGUGAUUUGUUUUAGGUAUUGAUUUUUAGAUGUCGGUGUUUCAUGUAAUGAAUCCCAAGGAAAUCCUGCACUGACAGUGGUGGAACAUCAAUCCUCUUUAAUGUUAAAAAAAUUGGGGAGAAAAAUAUAUGGGUGGUGCCCAUUUUAAUUAGUAUUACUGACUUUGUUUUAUUAUUUAUACAAGAAUAAUUCUAAGGUAUCUAUGAAUAAAAAGAUAAACCGAUGUGAGUCGAACGAAAACAUGUAGGUAAACUAUGAUGGUGUGUUGUAUUAGAAAAUAACAAAAGUUGUUAUAGGCGUAAUUGAAAUUCUAAGUUGUCAUUCGCUGUAUAAUUUUCUGUUUUUCUUGGAAGAUAUUUAUGUCCCGUGUACAUAAGAAUGGUGUAUUUGAAUCAAAAUUAGAUUGUUUUCUGGCGAAAGAAUAGAAGUUAUAUAUUGAAUGUGAAUAAGUUGAAUAGAACAAGCUUAAAUAAUUAAGUAAAAAAUAAUAAUUUAUGCAGUUACAUACAUUCCAAA